Molecule: messenger RNA, 447 nt
Organism: Dovyalis caffra
Lineage: Eukaryota; Viridiplantae; Streptophyta; Magnoliopsida; Malpighiales; Salicaceae
Source: the annotation of a GenBank genome assembly
AUGGCUUUACCAAUCCUUCAGUUCCCAUUUCUGUCUCACGCUACCUCCCUCUCUAAGCCUCUCUCCUUCACUCUUAAACCAACAAAAACCCUUAGGCCAAUACAUAUAAAGCAGCAGGAGCAGCAAGAAAGGGCCAUUAGGUGCCAUGCAGUUACAGAUCUUUCAAGCAGUACUCUACCUUCAUCAGUUGAUGAUCAGAGUAAAGGAGAGGACGAUGAUGAUGGCUUAGUGCUUGUGGAUCCUUCUAGUGAGGAGGAAAGCGGAGGAAAUGUCCCAGAUGAUGCUCCUUUAGGGCUUACUGUGUUUGAUAAGCAGGUAGUGCUGUAUAAAGAUGGGCAAGGCGAACUUCGGUGUUUCCAAGAUAGAUGCCCCCACAGGAAGAUGAAGUCGACAAGAGUUGGUGGAGCACAUAAUAUACGUAACCUGGGGAUGAGAAGAAGUGGCUGA